Messenger RNA from Antechinus flavipes (yellow-footed antechinus), 4892 nucleotides. RefSeq names its product zinc finger protein ZFP2-like. NCBI's taxonomy places the organism in Eukaryota, Metazoa, Chordata, Mammalia, Dasyuromorphia, Dasyuridae. The record is from RefSeq and is a predicted model, not a curated record. The transcript has 2 exons. Gene Ontology annotation, biological process: regulation of transcription by RNA polymerase II. The coding region runs from base 21 to 2465 and encodes 814 amino acids. Gene Ontology annotation, molecular function: RNA polymerase II cis-regulatory region sequence-specific DNA binding; DNA-binding transcription factor activity, RNA polymerase II-specific.
UGCUGACCUUCAAGGAUGUGAUGGUGAACUUCACUGAGGAGGAAUGGGAGAUCCUGGAUCCUCCUCAGAAGGAGCUGUACAAGGAGGUCACACUGGAGAAUGUCCAGAAUCUGUUGUCCCUGGAUUUGCAGCCCAACUUUGAAUGCAAUGAGAUGACUAGAAAACUGGGCCUUUUUGUGGAAGAAUGUGAACUACAAAGAUUCAUGAAGGAUGGUCCCUGUGCCUUGACUUUGAGGGAAAUCAAUGACUCUAACAUUGAAGUAGAUUACUCAAAGUCUGACUGUGAAGUGGAUGAAAUUAGAAAGAGAUUCAAACAAUCUUCUUUCCUAAAUCACUAUAACAAAAUGAAUUUAGGGAAUAACUGUCUUCUGGAGAAAUGUUUUCCUGAAGAGGUAGAGCUUUUGGAUUCCCAGGAGAAGCCUGCUGAAAUCCUAAUGAAUCCAGAUAAUCAAUGGGAUGUGGCCUUCAGCAAGAGUUCAGACCUCAUUAGACAUCAGAAAAAUGAUAAUGGGAAAAUGUUUUGUGUGGGUAGUCAAGUUGGAAUGGACUUAAGUCAGACCUCUAAGCUCAUUACUCAGCAGGCAAUUCAGAUAGGGAAGCAACCUGAUGAGUAUAAUGAAUGUCAAGCAAUCUCAUCCCAUCAUUCAUCUCUUCCUUUCCAAUCUAGAGUUGACCCUGGAAUGAAAAAACCUUUAUUUGGUGAAUGUGGGAAGGCCCAUAGUUGGAACUCAGACUUUGAUAGAUCUCAGAAGAUUCAUCCUGGAGAGUUUUAUAAACAUAAUGAAGAUGGGAACAUCUUUACACGGAGAUUUUUUCUAGCUGUACCUGAGGGAAUCCACACUGAUGAGAAACCUUUUGAAUGUAAUCACUGUGGAAAGACUUUUGCAUCUUGUUCCACUCUCAGUAAACAUCAGAGAAUCCACACAGGGGAAAAACCUUAUAAAUGUAAUCAAUGCGGAAAAGCUUUUAUAGCUAGAGCUGGUCUUGCUUUACAUCAGAGACUCCACACAGGAGAAAAACCUUAUAAAUGUAAUCAAUGUGGAAAGGCUUUCUCAUGCAAGGGAGAUUUUAGCAAACAUCAGAAAAUCCACACUGGAGAGAAGCCUUUUACAUGUAAUCAAUGUGGAAAGACUUUCACACGUAAUGACAAACUUGUUGCCCAUCAGAGAAUCCACACUGGAGAGAAACCUUUUAAAUGUAAUCAAUGUGGAAAGGCUUUCAUACAUAAUUACAGGCUUGCAGAACACCAGAGAAACCACACAGGAGAAAAGCCUUAUAAAUGUAAUGAAUGUGGAAAAGCAUUUACAAACAGGUCCCUCCUUGUUAUACAUCAGAAAAUCCACACUGGAGAGAAACCUUUUGAAUGUAAUCAAUGUGGAAAGGCUUUUACACGCAAUACAAAUCUUAAAACACAUCAGAGAAUUCAUACUGGAGAGAAACCUUAUAAAUGUAAUCAAUGUGGCAAGGCUUUCAUACUUAAUUGCAAGCUUGCAGAACACCAGAGAAUCCAUACAGGGGAAAAACCUUACAAAUGUAAUCAAUGUGGAAAAGCUUUCACAUGCAAGGGAGAUGUUAGCAGACAUCAGAAAAUCCACACUGGAGAGAAACCUUAUGCAUGUAAUCAAUGUGGAAAGACUUUCAGAUACAAUUACAACCUUGUUGAACAUCAGAGAAAUCACACAGGUGAAAAGCCUUAUAAAUGUAAUCAAUGUGGAAAGGCUUUCAUAAAGAAAGUCAUUCUUAAUUUACAUCAGAAAAUCCACACAGGAGAAAACUCUUACAAAUGUAGUCAAUGUGGAAAGGCUUUCACAAAUAAAUAUAAAUUUGCUUUACAUCAGAGAAUCCACACAGGAGAGAAGCCUUAUCAAUGUAAUCAAUGUGGAAAGUGUUUCAUAUGCAAGGGAAAUCUUACUAAACAUCAGAGAAUCCACACUGGAGAGACACCUUUUAAAUGUAAUUACUGUGGAAAGGCUUUCAGACAGAGUUCCAUUCUUGCUUUACAUCAGAAAAUCCACACUGGAGAGAAACCUUUUAAAUGUAAUCACUGUGGAAAGGCUUUCAGACAGAGUUCCAUUCUUGCUUUACAUCAGAGAAUCCACACUGGAGAGAAACCUUUUAAAUGUAAUCAAUGUGGAAAGGCCUUUACAAACAGGUCUCUCCUUGUUACACAUCAGAGAAUCCACACUGGAGAGAAACCUUUUAAAUGUAAUCAAUGUGGAAAGGCUUUCAUAAGGAGAGCUGGUCUUGCUUUGCACCAGGGAAUCCACACAGGAGAAAAGCCUUAUAAAUGCAAUCAAUGUGGAAAGGCUUUCACACGCAAUGGAGGUCUUAGCAAACAUCAGAAAAUCCACACUGGAGAAAAACCUUUUAAAUGUAAUCAAUGUGGAAAGGCUUUCAUAUAUAAGUACAGGCUUACAGAACAUCAGAGAAUCCACACAGGAGAAAAGCCCUAUAAAUGUAAUUGAUGUGGAAAGGCUUUCACAUGCAAGAGAGAUCUUAACAGACAUCAGAAAAUCCACUCUGGAGAAAAACAUUUUAAAUGUGAUCAAUGUGGAAAGGCUUUUACACACAGUGCCUAUCUUGUUAGACACCAGAGAACUCACGCUGGAAAGAAAUCUUUUGAAAGUAUUCAGUGUGGAAAGGCUUUUGCACAAAAGUGAGACCUUGUUGAACAUCAAAGAACCCACACUGGAGAGAAAACUUUGAAUGUAGUCAGUGAGGAAAGGAUUUCACACAAAGGUCCUUUCCAGCUGCACAUCAGACAGUCCACACUGGAGAGAAAAUUUAUAAAUGAAAUUAACGUGGAAAGACAUUGAGUUACAAAUCCAAGAUUGGCAAACAUCAGAGAAUGCUCACUAAGGACAAGCAUUAUGAUAAUAAUAAACAUGAGAUGAUUUCACAAAGAGUUCCCAUCUGGUUGUAUAUGAGAAAAUCCACACUGGAGAGAAAACUUAUAAAUGAAGUCACCGAGGAAAAGCUUUCAGCAAAGACAGGGGCCCAAGGCAAAGCUGACUACCAAAUACUUAAUGGCAGCACAAAGAAAACUCUAUUCUACUGGCAGAGAAUAUGCAGGAGACAGUAUCCUUUGGCAUGUCUUUAUUUCCACUGUGGGCAUCCCAAACAUCAGGGUAUGAUGGGUGAGCGCCAGGAAGAAGACUCAGUAGGGGAUUAUGCUGAGGGCCAGAGAGGAGUUCUGACUCUGAAAUACCCCCCUGAACAUGAAGUAGUCACCAACUGAAGGGAAUGGAGAGCUGGGGCCAUGCUUUCUAUAAUGUAUUCCAUGAGACCACCAAGGAACCCCUUGUGCUGCUCACAGAAGCCCCCUGACCCCAAAGGAAAGAAAGGAUGACACAGAUUAUGUUUGACACCUUCAGCCCCUUGCUUCAUUCACUACCAUCCUGGCUGGCUGCCUCCCUGCCUCUGGCUGUACCCCUGGAGUUGUGAUCAACUCUGAGGAUGAUGGGACUCUGACUAGCUGUGAUCUGACAGACUCAAGCAUAAUAAUUUGGACCCAGGACAUUUUCCCUCCUGCAGCUACUGAGAGCCAGAAGGUGUGACAUUAUGAGCCAUGGUUCAGGGCCCCGGAUUUUGUGCAGGAGCCGGCCUUUGCCACAUGCAGCUGCCUUUGGAAAAGAGCACUGAGCUCCCUGAGAGUCAAGUCAUCAAUUUGGCUAGAGCUGGAGUUUAGAAGCUCUCUGCCUGUGGAGUCCACCAAGCUCCCUUGAACUCCACCAGAUGUGAUGUCAGUAUGGGAGAGCUUCUCUGCCCAUUCUGGGAGCCAAGGGUCCAUACCUAGACCUUGCUGGAGGGAAGCACAAAGAGAUGACUGCCCCAGGCCCCAACCCAGUGAAAAUCAAGCUCAUUCCCCCGCCUGAGCACUUUGAUUUUUCUCUCAUCUUUUUCCUUGUUGAUCUGAUUUUUCUUGUGCAGCAAAAUAACUGUGGAAAUAUGUAUAGAAGAAUUGCACAUUUAACACAUAUCGGAUUGCUUGCUGAGGGGCUGGAGCAAGGGACAGAAAACAUUUAGAACACAAGGUUUUAUAAGGGUGAAUGCUCAAAGUUAUCCAUACACAUUGUUUGUAAAUAAAAAGCCUUAAUUAAUAAAAAGAAAAUUAAUCAUUCCAGAUAUUGUAUUAUGCAGUGUGACAGAGGGUUUCUUGCCUCUAGGAAGCCUGUCCUGCUUGAUAAGAAGCAGCUAUAUAACAUCAGUCCAGAUGUGGGAGAGGAGGUUGGCAUGGAAGAGGUACAGGUUUUGUUGUCUAUGGAAAUGAUGUGAUAUCUAAAAAAAAAAAAAGUUACCUUUGUUUCUUCUGCCCUCAUUUGUGUAAUUGUUCAAGCCUAAAUUGCCUCCUGCCCCCAACAAGGAUGGACAGGAAAAUGUUAGAGACGUCCCUGGAAUAUUGUGGGAUUUGUGCCAGUAUUUGGGGGACUGGAUGAGAGUUCCCUGUUCCCUAAUUUAAGACCAGUUCAAAUAACAGUAUGUACAUUAAAGAGACUUUUAAAAAAUGAGUUUCAGAUACCUGCUUUCUGCACUGGUUUAGUCUGUUUACAUUGUCAUUUUUGACAUUUUUUUUAACCUACUUGGUGAUUCCCACUUGGUAAUCCUCAACCCUUUUCCUUUAGGAGGCUGGUUUAGAGGAAAAUAUAAGCCAUGGAGCAAUUAUCAUGCUAUUCAAGUUAUCUUGCUACCCUUAGUUGUCCAUGUCAUAAAAUACUAAAUUUCCAAGCCUCAUCAACUAAGCAGAGGAAACUGAAGCAAAAAAGGAUUUGUGUCACACUCACAUGACCUUUAUGAGCAUCAGAGUAAGCAGUCUUUAAGAACCUCAAGAAAGACUGAAAAGGAUUUCCAUUUGAAAUGACAAUCAUGUUGGGAAAAUAAAAGUUGGAAAAUUA